AUGCCCCUUCCAUCUGAUCCCGUAACCGUUGACGUCGGCGCCCAACUCGUCGACACACUUCAUAAAUUCUUUGGUCCUCACCCAGGUUUCAGACCAGCCCGCUUCUCAAGCUCAACAGGUCUCCCAGAAUUACCAGACACCGAUCCGAACGGGAACCCGCGAGGCCUGGCAAUAAGAUUUGUUCUCGCCGAAUCACCUCGACGUGUCCACACCGAUAUAAUCACCCACUCGACACCCUUUUUUCCCGCAAAAGACGGACCCGAUGCCCUGGCCUUUUUCAAGGCCUUGGCAAAUGGCUCGAUAGUAGAGCAUUUAGCGGCCUUCCCCUCAGCGAAAGCAUUCGUCGAAGCGCCCAAACCAUUUCCAGUCAGUUUUGCGACGGAGAAUUACUACGGCGUGAAUGCCUUCAAACUCAUCGCUGCCGAUGGGACGGUUACGUUCAUUCGGUAUCGAAUCGUGCCCCGGGUGAUUCGGGAUGCACUUCCUCUAGCACCAGCUUUUGAUCUUGUGGCGCAGAUUGCGGAGGAGGGGGAUGUUACGGAUAAUUGUACUGUUCGUUGGCCGGAGAGUAGGAAGAUUGUUACCCUGGGUACGAUUAGUCUUGAAUCGGUGAAGGAUGAUAAUGCUGCGGAGCAAAAGAGGGUCAUUUUUGAUCCUGUGCCUCGAGUGCAGGGUGUUGAGUCUUCGGAUGAUCCGCUUAUUGAUGUGCGUGCUGCGCUUUAUUUGAUUAGUGGGAGGGAGAGGCGGGCUGCUUAG
Molecule: messenger RNA, 756 nt
Organism: Penicillium cosmopolitanum
Lineage: Eukaryota; Fungi; Ascomycota; Eurotiomycetes; Eurotiales; Aspergillaceae
Product: heme-dependent catalase
Exons: 3
Coding region: 1-756 (251 amino acids)
Biological process (GO): hydrogen peroxide catabolic process; response to hydrogen peroxide
Cellular component (GO): peroxisome; cytoplasm; mitochondrion
Molecular function (GO): catalase activity; heme binding
Source: RefSeq, a predicted model, not a curated record